UCUUGUCAUUCCUUGUUGAAGUUGGUUUAGAAUCAGAAUGUCAGGAGCACGCAAUGUCUUGGUUGCUUCUGGCUUACUAGCUUUUGCCUCUGCAGGCUUAGCGUUUCCGUUUUAUAUUGCGACAUCUAAAAAACCUGUGGAUUCAUCUAAGCCACUUCCUCCGCAGGCUACUUUUCGAGGGCCUUACAUAAACACUGGUUCACGUGAUGUUGGACCUGAUCACCAAAUUUACCCGAAGAAAGGAUCCUUUUUUGUUGAAUUAAUUCCUGUUAACUGUACGUUAACCCUAUGCUCCUUUCGUGCAUUAUGUUAAUUGACGAUGCAUUUGAAAUUUGGCUUUCUUUCUGACUAUAGGAAUUCGCUUUGCUUCAGGCAGCAUGAUGAGUAUUGUGUGACAAGUGAACGUGAAAAUUUUAUUUUGUAAGAAUUUAGAUAUGAAAAAUUGUUAUGCUCUCUGUGGAAAUCAAGGGCAUAACAUGAAAAGGAAAAGAGCAGAGGCUAAUACUUGGUUUUGCU
Molecule: messenger RNA, 516 nt
Organism: Hibiscus syriacus
Lineage: Eukaryota; Viridiplantae; Streptophyta; Magnoliopsida; Malvales; Malvaceae
Exons: 2
Coding region: 38-313 (91 amino acids)
Source: RefSeq, a predicted model, not a curated record